GCGAAGGGCAGCGGGCACGAGCUGCUGGCGAGCAUGGCUCCUGCGGCGCUGGGGGGGCGCCUCUCCAGCUGAGCCCCCCAGGGCGCCAUGGAGCCCAGUGGCCCCGGGGAGCCGCCGGACCUGCUGCAGUUCCUGCGGAGGCUCAAGGAGGUCUUCGACGUGUGCGACCAGGACGCCGACGGCUUCAUCCGGGUGGAGCAUUUCGUGGCCCUGGGGGUGCAGUUUGGCCAAGAGGAGGAGGUGGAAAAAUUUGCCAAGUACUUGGAUCCAAAUGAUUUGGGCAAGAUCAGUUUCAAGGAUUUCUGUCACGGAGUGCUUGCUAUAAAAGGCUGCGAAGAGUUACUCAAAGAUGCGCUGUCUGUCGAAAGCUUUGGGCCUCGGCGCUAUGAGACACAGUAUGUGGAUUACUACUACCAGGGUACGGAGAUCCAAGACAGUAGCUAUUUGGACAGCAAAGGUGUGUGCUGUGAAUCAGAUCUCUUUCCUGAUGAAGACAACAUGACCCUCGCCCAGCAGGAAGUCCACCAUGAGUCAGAUAUGGACAGCGCCAUUGGGAGUGUCCACAGCUCCGAGGCUUUGGAUGUGUGUAGGAGUGAGGAAAAAGAUGGUGUACUGGGUGGCCUCUUCCUGCCUGGAGACAAGUCAAGUCUUCUCAACCCUUCCACAGGAUGUGACCUUUCCACCUAUUCUACUGCUUCCCUGAUCAGCAAUGAAGAACAGUUUGAGGAUUACGGAGAAGGAGAUGAUGUAGACUUCACUCCCAGCAGCCCCUGCCCCGAUGAUGAAAGCAGAACAAACGCUUACUCAGAUCUUGGCUCGUCCGUUUCUUCCAGUGCUGGUCAGACCCCAAGAAAAAUGAGGCACAUUUACAACAGCGAGCUGCUGGAUGUCUAUUGUACUCAGUGCUGCAAGAAAAUCAACCUUCUCAAUGACUUGGAAGCCCGGCUGAAAAACCUGAAAGCAAACAGCCCAAACAGAAAAAUAUCCAGCACCGCUUUUGGAAGGCAGCUCUUCCACAACAGCAACUUCAGCAGCAGCAACGGCAGCACAGAGGACCUGUUCAGAGACAGCAUAGAUUCGUGCGAUAACGACAUCACGGAAAAGGUGACUUCCCUCGAGAAAAAAGUGACGGAAUUGGAAAACGAUAGCAUGACAAAUGGUGACUUGAAGAGCAAACUGAGACAGGAGAACACACAUCUAGUUCACAGGGUUCAUGAGUUAGAAGAGCUGCUGAAAGACCAAGAGGCAUCAGCUGAACAGACUUUGGAAGAAGAGAUAAAGAGGCACAGAGAGGCAUACAGCAAAUAUGAAAAAGAGAAGAGCACUGAAAUUGAACUUCUCAACACAAGGAUUGAGCAGCUCGAAGAAGAAAAUUAUGAGCUCACAACUACAGUCUUACGGCUGAAGUCACAAACAGAGAAGCUGGAUGAGGAAAGGCAGCGAAUGUCUGACAGAUUAGAAGACACCAGUCUGCGGCUCAAAGACGAGAUGGAUUUGUAUAAAAGGAUGAUGGACAAACUCCGACGGAAUAGGCUUGAAUUCAACAAGGAGAGGGAGGCCACUCAGGAGCUUAUUGAAGACCUGAGAAAGGAGCUAGAACACCUGCAGUUAUAUAAACUCGAGUGUGAACGGCCAGGUCGUGGGAGAAGCUCCUCCUCCAGUUUGAGUGAAUUCAACGCGAAGGCCAGAGAAGUGGAAAUGGAGCAUGAAAUUAAACGCCUAAAGCUGGAAAAUCAGAAGCUUCGAGACCAGAACGAUGACCUGAACGGGCAGAUCCUCAGUCUCAGUCUUUAUGAAGCCAAGAAUCUCUUUGCAACCCAGACGAAAGCCCAGUCCCUGGCUGCUGAAAUUGACUCUGCGUCCAGAGACGAGCUCAUGGAAGCCCUCAAAGAACAAGAGGAGAUAAACUACCGAUUACGCCAAUACAUGGACAAGAUCAUCCUAGCCAUUCUAGACCAUAACCCAUCCAUCCUGGAAAUAAAAAACUGAAGACGGGGGACCAGACAGGAAAUAAGCAGAGACUUGAACCUCUUGAAAGGCCGCGGGAUCCAAACAUCACCUUGCUAUUGUAAAUGGGUUUAUAAAUAUAUAUAUAUCAUAUAUAUAUAUUAUAUAAUUUCUGUGGAUACACAGGACGUGUUUAUAUGAGGUUUGGUCCACUUGGUCUGUGAAUCCCAAUUUGGCUUGGUCUGUUUCUCAUGCACUUUCACGGCAGGGGAAAUACUGUUACUGGAUUGUAAUGGCAUAACAGCGUAACUGAUUUUUGCACUGCUUUAGAUACCGGGCAGAAUGGACACUACCUCUAGCUAUAAGUAUGAAAGUCGACGGAAAACUGUUUAGUGCCAAUCCUCUUUUUCACCUCACAACAAUGCUGAAUUUUCUCCUUUGGUCCCACCUCAUCCCUCAGAUGUGUUACGUAUCCGGGUUUAAUUCUCUGGUGCUCAUCACGUUGCGUUGUAGGGGGUUUUACGCCGGAGCUGUGUUGCUGAAUCUAACAGGAUGGAAAGCCCCACCUGCUCCUUCUAAAAGAAGGGGAAAUGUUAUUUCUGAGGACUUUUUCAGCCUUUCUGUCCCCAUUUCCCCACACCCUCUCCCCUUCAGCAGAAAAUAUUUUUCAUGGUGAACAGAACUGCUUAUCUUUAAGAAUCGUUGGCAGUUUGUGGUUCCUCGUAUGGUGUGUUAAUAUGCAUAUGCUGAUCUUCUCCCGGGUCUUGCAGCUGAAAGAUUUGCUCUCUGUACUUUGUGUUUACGACUGGCCACAAAAGAGUUCCAGAGUUCAGGUUUUUAACUGUGUCAGGCAACAUAGGCAGGUUCUCUCUGCCUACAGGAAACUCUUUCCGCUGCGUUGAUCAGCUUGGGCCCUCCAUUUGAAAUGCGGAAUCGCCAUGGAGGACUACACAGCUGAAAGGUCUCCGUUGUAGUGACUCUGUGCUGCCUUUUUAACCAACUCCGAUUGGCCGAUGAAGCCUUUUUACAUCAUGGCUUGUCAGUAUUUCCCCCAAUCUUUGGCGAAUGGGACAAAGUCCUUGAGGCACAGUUUUUAAUGAAGGCAAAGUGGCACUCCUCCGCCUGCCUCUUAACUUAGCUCUUGACUUAGCUCGUAGUCGGAAGCUUCCAGGUGGUUAGUACAUGUUCACGUUACAGAAAUCACUCGAGAGCUCAGGGUUUGGGUUUUGUGAAUGUGAUUUGGGGUUUGGGGUUGGUGUAUGCAAGGUGACCAGACGUCCUGCUUUUGGCAGGACAGUCCCGCCUUAAACCAAUUUGUCCCGCGUCCCGUGGGGUUUUUUUACUGUCCCGAUUUUUGGAAGGCUGUGACAGGGCGGGAAACGGGAGCGCCCCAAAAGGCAGUGCGCUCCUGUGGCCGCGCACGUGUGCGCGCGUGCCUGCCUGCCCUGGUCCCGGUUUUAAAAGGUGACAAUCUGGUCACCUUAGGUGUAUGUGAUUCAUAGGGUACAUGUAUCACUGAAUAGUUGGUCUGGAGCUGAUUGCUUGAGGAAAAAUCUGGAGCUUUCACCCAUACCAAUUUGUACAAUCCUCAAUAUUGCUGAGAAGCCCACUGUUGACUGUGCCAUCUGAGAAAACCAGUUACCAUUCUUUUUUUUCUCUCUCUUUUUCAUUUUUUUUCCAAUUUAGCUGCUCUCUUACAGCACAGUCCAUUUAGUUUUGUUUUUAAACCCACUCGCUGGGAGUUUCCUUUAUCCAUCACUCAGGCAAACUCUAGAAAAACUGGUGGGGAAAAGGAGCUUACUGGGUUAAUUGCUGCGGAGAACAAUUUCUUGACUUUUUCAGUUCAGGAAGACCUUCUAAGGGCCAUUCCCGUGCAUGUCUCGUUUUCCUGCAUGGGAAGUACUUUUGUAUAGGAAAUAGCAUGCGGUCUGCCAUGGAACCUUUGUAUGGAUAUUUGCACAUAUGUACGUGAGUGUAUGAUAAUUAAACACGAUGAAUGAUUUGCAUGUGGGGCUCAUGCUAUUCCCUACACUAGAGUGUUUCACAUGCAGAAAAUGCAUAAUGUGUAAUGCAGCUGUAAAUCUUAAGGACACCAGCAUCUGCGAACAAGGGCUGUAUUCUUUUUUCCAACCUAGCCGAGCGUGGCUGCAGUUCCAAGUUAAAAGAUACCUUGUUUUUAAACACCCACUAAGCUAAUUGUAUCAUUAAUCCUAAAGCGAGGAACUGUAGCUGCCAAAAAUAAAUCACAAGAUGAACUAUGUUGGUA
Molecule: messenger RNA, 4213 nt
Organism: Sphaerodactylus townsendi
Lineage: Eukaryota; Metazoa; Chordata; Lepidosauria; Squamata; Sphaerodactylidae
Gene: RAB11FIP4
Product: RAB11 family interacting protein 4
Exons: 15
Coding region: 88-1989 (633 amino acids)
Biological process (GO): regulation of cytokinesis; endocytic recycling
Cellular component (GO): endocytic vesicle; midbody; cleavage furrow
Molecular function (GO): calcium ion binding
Source: RefSeq, a predicted model, not a curated record